Cornus florida is the source of this 3062-nucleotide messenger RNA. Its product is annotated as hexokinase-1-like. Gene Ontology annotation, molecular function: D-glucose binding; mannokinase activity; ATP binding. Lineage: Eukaryota; Viridiplantae; Streptophyta; Magnoliopsida; Cornales; Cornaceae. Gene Ontology annotation, biological process: intracellular glucose homeostasis; glycolytic process; glucose 6-phosphate metabolic process. The transcript has 9 exons. Bases 820 to 1260 code for a protein of 146 amino acids. The record is from RefSeq and is a predicted model, not a curated record. Gene Ontology annotation, cellular component: mitochondrion; cytosol.
GGGUGUCUGUGAUGUUGAUGUUGAUGUUGGGCGAGUGUUGUAUUCUCUAUGGCGAGCAAUGCCAUGAAGGGAGGGGGAGGGACGUGUGUAAGUGGGCAAUGCCGCCAAGAGACAACUGGAUUUCUCUCUCUACAGUAACGUAAAACACACUCUCUCUCUCUAGAAGUGAUAAUCCCAGAAUUUUGGAGUAGUUUGGUGCUGAAUACGGUAGGAAUUAUAAGUUGAAAGGGGAUUGAAAUGGUGCUGUGAAUAGGGUUUACGUUCUGCGCCGAAUAGGGCGGAGAAGAAGACCCAAUUCUGGCCAGUGAUUUUGGUUUUAUGGAAAAUUUGGACCGUCUAGGGCAUGGAGGAAGGGCGUUGAACCUGCGCUUUACAAUCAUGUUUCCAGAGCUCACUGGAAGUUAUAUUUCUGUAAAUCAGAUACAAAGAUGCAUUGCAACGAGGGAUAAAAAUGGUCUCCAUUUUGCUUCUCACUGGAUUGGACCAAUUAGGGGGUAAAUUUGGCUCGGGUCUUUGGAAGACUUACAAAAAUAAGUUUGAAAUUCGAAAUCCCCCAACCAAAACGAGAGGUCUCCAAAUUUUUUUUCCCCCUUCAGAAACACAGAGCUCUCCCAACCAAAACCACAUCUGCUCCAAGCGGAGUCAGUUACUAUUCAUGCGCAGAAUCUGAGUAGUUGAAUCUCUCAACAAUUCCUUCGUUUCUUCCGUUUUCAAUUUAUUGAUUCGGAUGAGACUUUUGACAGGAAGCUCAGACUAUUGUGGCAUGCAGCCUUUCCAGAUGUUGCUCUUGCUGGUUUGAUCUCUGAGCAAUGGAAAGAUAUGGCUUGGCAAGUCUCUAAUCCAUUGACUGACUUAAGGGAUGAGGAAGGAUUGUUUUAUGCAUUAGACCUUGGUGGCACAAAUUUCUGUGUCCUUCAGGUACAGUUGGAUGGUAAAGACAAACACGUUGCUAAACAAGAAUUUGAGGAAGUUUCUAGUCCUCCACAUGUGAUGGUUGGCAGUUCAGUGGCUUAUAGAGUUUUAUUGCUGAGGCACUCGCUAAAUUUGUUGCUACAGAAGGUGAAUGAUACAAUUGGAACAUUAGCAGGAGGCAGAAACUACAACCAGGCUGUCAUUGCUGUUUUGAUUUUGGGUACAGGAACUAAUGCAGCAUAUGUGGAGCAGGCACAUGCAAUUCCCAAAUGGCACGGUCUACUGCCUAAAUCAGGUGAGAUGGCUACCAGUUUUCAAAUGUUUGAACCUAUUGUUUUCAAAUCAUGAUUUAAACUUUCUUCUAAUUCAUUUUUUUAUACUUUUAAUUUGUCCCUUCCAUUGGGUAGAAGUGUUUGUGGUUCCAAACCAGGUGUCAAUCUGUAACUUGAUAUGCGAUUGCUUCUUAAUAAAAGAUAUUUGGGAUGGUAUUUUAAUUUUUAUAUCCUUGGAAAAAACUAGCAAAUUAAUAUUUGAUUUUUUGCUUCUGCAUACAGGGAUCUAUCAUAUAAUAAGGGCUUAAUAGGUUCUCUUCCCUCAUAAAUUGAAAAUUGAAAGAAGUUAUUGGACUUGUAAGGACAUUCUUAUUUUUUUAUUAAAAUAUUAACUGAUAACUAAAAUGGUAGUUACAAUGCUCUGAUAAACCAAUUUGAUUCUACUCUGCAUCAGAAUUCUAGUUGUUUGCAGGUUUAUUGGUCUGAUUCCAGAGAUGAUAUCAUCUCUCUCCAGCAGCUGGUUUUCUUGUAAGGAUUUCAAAUCUGGCAUUCUAGUUCUAUUUUAAUGUGAGAGCUAAUGAACAUGCAAGUCGUUUGCUGAAAUUUGGCCUUUAAACUUCUUUAAUAAGUGAAGCAUCUAGCUCCAGUAUGUUUGGAAGGAAAAAUUUAAGACUGACUUUUUCAAGUUUUUCAUACUAGUUGCACCUCUAUUUUCCUUGGAUAUGUGUUAUUUAAUUAUGUAUUUGUCAACGUCAUGUUGUGGCCCGAAUUUGGUGCGGGGUCGUGUUGCAACCCGUUGAUUGUGCUUAAAGUAGGGCCUAAGUCCACCAAAGGUAUGGCCUUUGGGGGCAGCGGCCCCAAGGAAAAUUUUUGACCCGAUUUUUGCUUGCGGGUCGUGGACCCUAUUUAGUACUCCUCUCUUGUAGCCCGAUAUAUAAGGGUGUUCAAGAUUUGGAGUGGAUUAUAGAGAGACAUUGAAAAUCACAUAAGAGAGGGUGAGAGCAAGAGUUCGGUUUUGGGGCUGAAAUAUGUAAUCUCCUUAUUUCUGCAUGGUGAAAACUUUUGCCGGAUCUUCACCAUAGAUGUAGGCUUUGCCGAACCACACUAAAUCUUUUUGUUCUUUGUGUGGUGUUUUUACUUUUCUGUCGUGUUUGUUGAUUUGUUCUUUGGUUCGCUGUGUUUGUCAUCACAGUCAAAGAAAGCAUCUCACAAGGUUUUGAACUGGUUAUUUGAAGUUCUGUAACUCCAAAUCCCUUCCCCCACAAGGCCGUGGAUACUAACCUUCUUGUCACUAUAUUAUUUAUAGAAAUGGGAAGUAAUCUGCUUCCUAUAUAUUUGAUUUACAAAAUCAAAUUCAGAGCUCUCUGAAAAUCAAAUCUCUAGAUACUGUUUCAAAGAAGCAAAACCAGAGCAAAUUCAGACCUACUGUAUAUAUAAAGAUUUUGUUGAAUGAGAGAAAAAAUUGAAUGAAGCAAGAUGGCAAUUAUGAAAGAGAGAAUGUUCAGGUUGCAUAGACACGUGUCAGAAUCUGUCAAGUCUGGAGAGAGAAUCGAUCAACUUCUCCAACAUUCAGCCUCUUCAGCGGGUGUGCAAAGGUUUUAAGGUUCCAAAGGCCACCCAACUUGCAGGCAACCGGAGAUUAAAGUCAAUAUUGGACCUGACGUGCUAUAUAAGUUCUCUAUUUUCUUUUUCUCCUCCACAAUAUUUUCUCUUCAUUUUCUUCGGUUUCAGUAUUCAGACAAAAACAUUAUUAGUAAUUUUCUAUGCAGUUUGUUUUGCAUAUAAUGUUGUCGUUUUAUUGGCGUUAAUUGAUUACAAUGUUGUAAGCCAAUACUUUGUUUGUUUGUUUAAGUUUCUAAUGGCAUUUCCUUUGUGUUA